GCAACAGAGGGCUGUCGAGAACAGAGGGCUGUCGAGGGCAACAGAGGGCUGUUAAAGGCAACAGAGGGCUGUCGAGGGCAACAGAGGGCUGUCGAGAACAGAGGGCUGUCGAGGGCAACAGAGGGCUGUCGAAGGCAACAGAGGGCUGUUAAGAACAUUCGCGAAGGCACAGAGGGCUGUCGAGAACAGAGGGCUGUCGAGGGUAUUCGCGAAGGUACAGAGGGCUGUCAAGAACAGAGGGCUGUCGAGGGCAACAGAGGGCUGUUAAGGGCAACAGAGGGCUGUCAAGAACAGAGGGCUGUCGAGGGCAACAGAGGGCUGUCGAGAGUAUUCGUAAAGGCAUAG
This is a messenger RNA of Amorphotheca resinae ATCC 22711, 345 nucleotides long. RefSeq lists its product as hypothetical. NCBI's taxonomy places the organism in Eukaryota, Fungi, Ascomycota, Leotiomycetes, Helotiales, Amorphothecaceae. The annotation marks the transcript as partial. The record is from RefSeq and is a predicted model, not a curated record. The transcript has a single exon.